Molecule: messenger RNA, 1893 nt
Organism: Morus notabilis
Lineage: Eukaryota; Viridiplantae; Streptophyta; Magnoliopsida; Rosales; Moraceae
Product: chaperone protein dnaJ GFA2, mitochondrial
Exons: 18
Coding region: 265-1581 (438 amino acids)
Biological process (GO): response to heat; protein refolding
Cellular component (GO): cytoplasm
Molecular function (GO): ATP binding; heat shock protein binding
Source: RefSeq, a predicted model, not a curated record
CGUCUGAAACAUAUGAAACAUAUCGGUAUACCCUACCCUUAACAUAUUCUCUCUCUCUCUCUCUCUCUAUCUCUCUCUCUCCUCAUCUGACGACGCAGUUGCUUCCUCGAACUGCUAGAACCUUCCAACUCUCUCAACCUGACUAGGGUUUCUCUGGGGUUUAUCAACAAUUGAAAUCAUCAUCUCCACCAUUUCUAAAUCAGUUCUCCACAUAAAACCCUAAUCCCCAAAUUGUCUGAUCUUCGAAUAAAGAGUCUCACCCAAAUGGUUCGCUCCAAUGGCGUCAGGCUCCUCCACUGCCUCGCUCGCCGUUCCUCCCGCGAAUCUCGGAACCACCCUGUAUAUGAGACGGUGUUUCGGGGCGGUUCUAGAAGAUUCCAUGCCGGAGGUUGCAACCCGUCUAGAGUUCUGGGAAAGUACGCUUCCGAUAAUGUUUUCCAGAAAAAUUGGUCCUUGUUGGGAGCUUUGAAUGCCAAGCUUGGCACAGCUAGGCCAAUUCACAGUACCGCUCCCUUGGCAAGAGAUUAUUAUGAUGUACUUGGUGUGAGCAGAAACGCUAGUGCAUCUGAAAUAAAGAAAGCUUAUUAUGGGCUUGCAAAGAAACUCCAUCCAGAUACGAAUAAGGAUGAUCCUGAAGCUGAAAAGAAGUUCCAAGAAGUUCAAAAGGCUUAUGAGGUUUUGAAAGAUGAGGACAAGCGUCGACAAUAUGAUGAGGUUGGCCAUGCUGCAUUUGAAGACAACGAAGGCAAUGGCUUCCCCAAUGAUUUUAGGAAUCCAUUUACUGAUAUCUUUAAUGAUAAUAUCUUCAACAUGUUCCGUCAGAAUCUCGGCGGUUCAGAUAUCAAGGUUGCCCUUGAAUUAUCCUUCAUGGAAGCAGUUCAGGGUUGCACCAAAACUGUGUCAUUUCAAGCUGAAGUGCCCUGUGAAUCUUGUGGUGGUAGUGGUGUGCCUCCUGGAACGAGACCAGAAUCGUGUAAGCGCUGUAGAGGGUCGGGCAUGACCUUCAUGCAAACUGGCCCGUUUAGGAUGCAGACGACUUGUUCUCAAUGCGGUGGAACUGGGAAAACUUUUGCGAGACUUUGCAAGUCAUGUGAUGGACAGCGAGUGAAGAGUGGAAGGAAAACUGUCAAAUUGGAUAUCAUCCCAGGGGUAGACAAUAACGAAACUAUAAAGGUGUAUGGUAGUGGUGGGGCAGAUCCUGACGGAAAUCACCCUGGGGAUCUUUACGUUACCAUUAAGGUUAGAGAGGACCCGGUUUUCCGUAGAGAAGGUGCUGACAUCCAUGUGGACGCUCCUCUGAGCAUCUCACAGGCAAUUUUAGGGGGCACCAUUCAAAUCCCAACUCUUACAGGAGAUGUUGUUCUAAAGGUUCGCCCGGGCAGCCAACCUGGCCAGAAGGUAGUUCUUAAGAAGAAAGGAAUUAAAACGAGGAGUUCUUACUCAUUUGGUGAUCAAUACGUGCACUUCAACGUCAGCAUUCCAACGAAUCUGACUCAAAGACAACGUGAACUAAUCGAAGAGUUCGCCAAAGAAGAGCAGGGGGAAUUUGAUAAGCGUGCCGCUGCGGAAGCAUCCGCGUGAUAGGAAAAUAGGAGGCGGAAUUCUUUCUCUAUUAAUUUAUCGAAACGAGGUGAUGCGUAGCGUAGACGGAAAAGAAAAGCGAAGGCUAAAAUAGUUAAUAGUAAAAUCUAAAAUGACCCGCCCGCUCUAGAAAUUUUGUAGGUGUGAGACCUUGGUAUUUUUGUAGGCUUAUGUAUCAUUUUUCUCACAUAGACCACAACAAUAUUUUUGUCAUGCUCUGACGAAUGGCAUUGUACAUAAUACAUAAUGGUUUAUUUUAUUACCAUAUUAUGCUGGCGGGUAAAAUGUUCACCGUUGUCUUUCCUACUCGUG